This is a messenger RNA of Oppia nitens, 1041 nucleotides long. RefSeq names its product elongator complex protein 5-like (gene Elp5). Gene Ontology annotation, cellular component: elongator holoenzyme complex; cytosol; nucleus. The coding region runs from base 178 to 1041 and encodes 287 amino acids. The transcript has 2 exons. Gene Ontology annotation, biological process: tRNA wobble uridine modification. Lineage: Eukaryota; Metazoa; Arthropoda; Arachnida; Sarcoptiformes; Oppiidae. Gene Ontology annotation, molecular function: tRNA binding. The record is from RefSeq and is a predicted model, not a curated record.
CACUCAAUAAUCGGGAUUAAUGUGUGUCUGAUGUCGUCGCCUGUCGUCACACAUAAGCGGCAGCACUGAUGGCAGUGACUGUCUGUUUGAUUACACGUGCAGUCAAACAGUUGUUUUUUGUUUAUUAUUAAACAGUAGUUUCACAUCAUUUUCUCUACACUUGACUGUUGUCUCCCAAUGGUUGCACCGAAACUGGUGACCAAAUUGGUCACAUCGGUAGACAGUUCGCCGUUUAUACUCAUUGGCCAUCGGCUGACAUGUGAUGUCCGGCCACUGGUUGUGUCGCUGAUCCACAAUCGGCUCAAACAAGUGAACGUCGCUUUGGUUUGCAUUGAAAACUCGUCUCAGGUCUUGACGUCCGAUCAUUUCUUAAGACAUACCAGUGAUGGUCCGAAACGGGAGUUCAAAGUCAUCGAUUUGUACGCCAAAUAUCACACAAUCGAUAGUGACGUUUGUCAACACUUACUUCAAGCGAUGGAACAGCUGAGUGAUGAUUAUGUUGUGGUCAUCGAUUCGUUGACACCGAUCAUCCUAAUGGAUCAGCUCUACCAAACCAAUUGUCUUUUGUAUCGAUUGUUUAAUAGAUUUAAACAAUUGAUUUGUAUUCUUCACGAAGACUGUCAUUCACAACAUAUUACUGAAUCUAUUGAACAGUUAUCACAUUCAGUCAUCCAUUUGUCCGCAACUGAAGACAAAACAUUUAAAGCUAUUAUAAGACACCGAAAGCCUCACCGAAAGACACACUUUUGUGUCCAACAGUCGAUGGAAUUCUUCACAAUCAUAGACUAUAAUAUCAUUUACAGUAAAGACAAUAAUAAUGAGUCCAAAUAUAUGCCACCGAUGAUGACGACCAGUCAGACAGCAACUGAUCCAACACUUAAUAUACCAUUUAAUUUGACGCUCAAAGACAGUGAAUUGGAGGCCAAAAACAAUCUAUUAUUGCCUUAUAUUAAGACACAUGAAGACACAAAAGUGUUUUAUGAAUACGACAAGAAUGAUGACAUCGAUGAGGAAGAUCCCGAUGAAGACUUAGACAUUUAG